Molecule: messenger RNA, 792 nt
Organism: Penicillium salamii
Lineage: Eukaryota; Fungi; Ascomycota; Eurotiomycetes; Eurotiales; Aspergillaceae
Source: the annotation of a GenBank genome assembly
AUGGAUUAUAGGCUGGCGGAUGAUACGAUGGAGCAUAUCAUACUCUUACUACUGCGUUUGGCGGUGGACAGCUCCUUGACGGCAGAUCCCACGGUUUAUUCAGAGCUGCAGUGCGUCAUUGAAUUGGUUUUGGACCCGCGCUCCUUCGAGGGAACCGAUCCCAAAGAAGCAAUACACCGAGUCUGUUCCACGUUCUACGAGACAGUUGACGACGUCUGCCUUCAGAGCCGAAUCGCCGGUCAUAUAAUACCCUCGUCUCCUUGGCUCGCGGAGGUACGGUGUCGGCUGGCCGUCUCAUUCUUGCUCGAGGAUCCAAGCCCUCUGCAUGAGCCGCCUCAGACAUUGCUUGAUCUGAACCGCAUUACAGAACUACUGGCCCGCGAUCGACGCUUCCAGGUGAAACGCUUCCAAGGGAAAGCUGACUAUGACUGGAGAGAACUCAUCGCCCUCACCGCUCUCCUCAACAUUGCGAUCGAUGUUUCGGCCUGGGAACUCAAUUACCGAGGGGACCGUACAGAGGACGAUUUUAAUGCCGAUAUCGACAAGCUGGCAAGUCAGCUGAAAACGAUGUACUGUUCCAUUCAGGUUUCAGGUGCUUCCCAUAUGACCCUCACACUGGCGAAGGGUGACCUGGAGGCUUUGCACUAUCGGAUUCUAUAUUCGAUUCGAUCAAAACCGCCACCCAAGAAGACUUUGUUUGAGUCCCAUGUGAAUGACAAUCAGGACAUCCGGAGAAUGCUGAGCAAAUAUUCUACGAGGGGUGACGGGAAUACGGGGAUCCCUCUUCGAUAG